Messenger RNA from Papilio xuthus (Asian swallowtail), 1995 nucleotides. It is a transcript of the gene Tbh, whose product is annotated as tyramine beta hydroxylase. The transcript has 11 exons. The record is from RefSeq and is a predicted model, not a curated record. The coding region runs from base 86 to 1894 and encodes 602 amino acids. Gene Ontology annotation, cellular component: secretory granule membrane. NCBI's taxonomy places the organism in Eukaryota, Metazoa, Arthropoda, Insecta, Lepidoptera, Papilionidae. Gene Ontology annotation, molecular function: dopamine beta-monooxygenase activity; copper ion binding. Gene Ontology annotation, biological process: octopamine biosynthetic process; norepinephrine biosynthetic process; dopamine catabolic process.
UCUCUCAUUGUAUUUCUAGACUUCGAAGUGUCAACAUCUUCCUGAGAAAUAGUACUGAUAAAAUGUGUUGAGUUUACACACAGCCAUGGGAUUUAUACGAAUUUCUGUAGUAUUAUUGUCUCUGAUUUUCUAUCAUUGUGCGUUAUCUAAGAGUGAUCCAAAAGAUUGGUACGCGGAAAGUGAGUCCGUUAUAGAUCCGAACGGUGCGUUACUACUGAAAUGGAAAGUGGAUUAUUUCAAUCGUAAAAUAAGAUUUCAAUUGGUUAUAUCAGAUAGAGCUCCGGAAGCGAACUGGAUUGCCUUAGGAUUCUCUGAUAGGGGAGAUUUAACAAACUCUGAUGUUUGCCUAGUAUGGACAGAUUAUAAGGGACGUGAUCAUUUUGAGGAUAUGCACGCGGACUCUGACGGUAAGGUGACGCGGGAUGUGCAACAGGACUGUGAAGCCUUUUACCUAGAUAGUAACGCUCGGAGUAUUUUCUUCGAACGAUACUUCGACACUUGCGAUGACAAUGAUUACAUUAUUGAGGACGGAACAGUUCACGUAGUAUGGGCCCGAGGUAUAGACAAGCUGUUCACAUCUAAAGGUCUCUGUUUAACGUGCACGGCGGCCGAGGACCACGGCUUCGUGCGCGUUCGGUUACUAACGCCUGCAAACUUACCGCAGCCCCGCGCGGAACAGCUCGUUAUAACCAACAAAGAUUUGAACGUCCCUAGUGGUGAUACCACAUAUUGGUGCCAGGUUGUCAAACUACCGGACUUUGUUAUACAGAAAGUUCACCAUAUAGUAAAGUUCGAGUCCAUCAUUACCAAAGGAAACGAAGGUCUGGUACACCACAUGGAGCUCUUCUAUUGCGACGCUGAUCCAAACAAAGAAAUCCCACUUUAUAACGGAAACUGUUUCUCACCUGAUCGACCUGAAGUAACGAAAUUAUGUUCGAAGGUGAGAGCGGCUUGGGCUAUGGGGGCGCCACCUUUCGCUUACCCGGAGGAAGCGGGUCUACCUAUCGGUGGUCCGGAAUCAAACAAAUACAUCAUGCUCGAAGUGCAUUACAAUAAUCCCGAAUUAAAAGAUGAUUGGAUCGACAGUUCUGGUAUUAUAUUACACGUGACGGCAAAUAAACGUCGCUACGAUGCAGCUAUUAUGGAACUUGGUUUGGAAUACACAGACAAAAUGGCCAUACCCGGUGGACAGGAGGCCUUUCCUCUAACUGGUUAUUGCAUUCCGCAAUGUACAGGUGUGGGCCUACCAGAGCACGGUAUCAUAGUGUUCGGUAGCCAGUUGCACACGCACCUGACGGGCGUAGCGGUGUGGACGCGUCACGCGCGGCGUGGUAUCGAGCUUCCUCUGCUUAACAGGGACCUGCACUACUCCACGCACUUUCAAGAGAUCAGGAUACUACAUCGACCUGUCAAAAUUCUACCCGGUGACUUCUUAGAGACGACGUGCAUCUACAAUACAGUAGACAAAUCAAACGCGACCAUCGGUGGCCACGCCAUCACCGACGAGAUGUGCGUCAACUAUCUGCACUACUACCCCGCAACGCAGCUCGAAGUUUGCAAGAGCGCCAUCUCUAACCUGGCAUUGGAAAAUUAUUUCAAAUUUGAAGACCGAUGGGACAAUAUGUCUAUCUCGUACUCGGCGCCGCCCAGGGCUAACUACCUGGCUAUCAAGCCGUGGACACCGCUGAGAGCCGGUGCACUGACUGCACUGUACACAGAAUCUCCGAUAUCAAUGCAGUGUAAUAAAUCCGAUGGCAAUCGAUUUCAGGGAGAUUGGGAGGGAUUGCUGAUACCAAAAAUCAAAGUUCCAUUGCCGGAAGAGCCGCGAAUCUGUCGAAACUCCGCGAAAAAAGCCAAAAAAUUUAUGACGUACAAAGAUUAUAUGCUAAAUUAGUUUUCCUCUUAUUCUAACAUAGGUAUACUAACUUCUAGCUAUACCAUUUAUACUAUAAAUGCUUGUUGAUAAAAUGUACCAACGUUAUUAAAAUAAAGUUA